AUGUUGCCAGCGUUAUCGAGCAACAACAGCGCACAUCAACUACAUUUGGAUAACAAUAAUAGCGCAUCACAGCAGCAGCAACAACAAGCAUUGGCACACUCUCAACAACAGCAGCAACAGCAACGCUCCAACAAACGCAGCACCAGCAUGAUAUUCCGCAUCGAACACUUGCUGCCAAGCACCAGCCGCGGCCCCCCGUGCAUUGCACCCACAACAACAACAAGCGCGAGUUUAAUAUGUGACAGACACUCACCAACAUACACAAUAACCGGUGGCGCCACAAGCAGCAGCACCUCAUCCGCGACUACGGUCAAGCGUGCCAAGCAACGCGCCACCUGUAACGGUGUACUCCUAUCUCAAUUCACACCAAAGGAUACACUCUCCGAGCCCAUACCAACAUAUGCGCUGAUGAGCGCUGGCAACAUAGCGACCAGUGAGCAAACCGUUACGGCGUGUUGCACGCUCUCACAAGGCGUGUUGCGCAUGAGUCCGGAACUCUUGCGACGCAUUAAACUCUCGGAGGAUAUACACAGUUAUAAUGCGCUAUUCGAAUUGCAAGCGGGCGGUAUGGUGCAUGUGCGCACUGUGCGCGAUGUGGCGCGUGAUGAGGAGCUCGUCGCGUGGUUUGGCGAAGAGAUAGCGCUGCUGAUGUCCAUACCAUUUCUGACGCCGCUAAAUAUACAAGGCAAUAAACGCUACACUUGUCACCUCUGUCAACUCACCUUCGAAACACCCAAUCCACUGAAGAUACAUUUGGCGCUCGGCUGUGGACGCCACUCCAUGGACAUACUUUGGAUACGCCUACACUAUGCGCUGAAGGCAACCAGCUAUACACAGCAACAGCACUCACCGACUGCCGCGCCGUCGAGCACUUCAUCAAUUUCACCGGCGUCAUCGCCACAACCCCCACAACAGCCGCCACAAGUACAACGCUUUUCUGCCUUUAAACCCGUCUCGCCAUCCAUCGCAUUCACCGCCGCCGUGUCGACGAGCUCCUUCAGCCACCCACACGCACACACCAGCACUGCGGUGACUCCCAGCACGGCGCUCUCGUACCUGCCACCGAUCACCUCAGUUGGUGGCACUUUGUCACACAUGCGUCUCCUACAGCCGAGCGGUAGUGUGGGCAUUGGUCCCACAAAUCCCUUAAAUGCGGCCGCACAAAUCGAAGCGAUCGUUAGCAAUAUGGGCGCCUCGAAGCAGGGUCAUCUCUGCAUCUACUGUGGCAAGGUGUAUUCUCGGAAAUACGGUCUGAAAAUUCAUAUACGCACCCACACAGGCUUCAAGCCAUUGAAGUGUAAGUUCUGUCUACGUCCUUUCGGUGAUCCGAGUAACUUGAAUAAGCAUGUGCGCUUACAUCUGCAAUCGAACGUACCCAAUACGCCGGUUGAGGGUUACAAAUGUACACUGUGCAACAAGACAUUGGCGAGAAGACGGGAUCUACAGCGUCAUAUUGAGUCGCGGCACUCUGGUGAUGUGGGUAGCACCUGAUAUAGGAAUUUAAUGCGCUGGCAUA
Molecule: messenger RNA, 1516 nt
Organism: Zeugodacus cucurbitae (melon fly)
Lineage: Eukaryota; Metazoa; Arthropoda; Insecta; Diptera; Tephritidae
Gene: Prdm13
Product: protein snail
Exons: 4
Coding region: 1-1491 (496 amino acids)
Cellular component (GO): nucleus
Source: RefSeq, a predicted model, not a curated record